Molecule: messenger RNA, 588 nt
Organism: Lathyrus sativus (Indian pea)
Lineage: Eukaryota; Viridiplantae; Streptophyta; Magnoliopsida; Fabales; Fabaceae
Source: the annotation of a GenBank genome assembly
AUGUCUCAUAUAGCUGUUGAGAGGAACAGAAGAAGACAGAUGAAUGAACAUCUCAAAGUUUUAAGGUCCUUGACCCCUUGUUUCUAUAUUAAAAGGGGAGACCAAGCAUCAAUAAUAGGGGGAGUUAUAGAAUUCAUCAAUGAGUUGCACCAAGUUCUUCAAUCUUUGGAAUCUCAAAAGAGAAGGAAGAGUUUAAGUCCUAGCCCUAAUCCAAGUCCAAAAACACUGCAACCAACUUUUCAUCAAUUUGAUAUCUUCUCCGGAGGAAUUGAGGCUAACAAUACUUUCAAGGAGCUAGGAGCAAGCUGCAAUUCUUCAGUUGCAGAUGUAGAAGUGAAAAUCUCAGGUCCAAAUGUGAUUUUAAGAGUGAUAUCUCAAAGAAUUCCGGGUCAAGUUUCAAGGAUUAUAACCGUUUUAGAAAGUUUUUCUUUUGAAGUUCUUCAUCUUAAUAUCAGUAGCAUGGAAGAGACUGUUCUAUACCAAUUUGUAGUCAAGAUAGAACUGGGAUGUCAGCUAAGCUUGGAGGAACUAGCUAUGGAAGUUCAACAAAGCUUUUGUUCAGAGGCAAUGAAGUUGAUUGCUGUCUGA